Messenger RNA from Camellia sinensis, 641 nucleotides. The record is from RefSeq and is a predicted model, not a curated record. Lineage: Eukaryota; Viridiplantae; Streptophyta; Magnoliopsida; Ericales; Theaceae.
AACCAAGUACCGCAACUAAGAAGGUAAUGAACUAUGAGAAACAAAGAAUGAAGACAAUUAAUAAAAAUCGUGAGAGAAUGAAUGCUCUAGGAGUGAAGAAUAUAACAACUUGUUUGAAGGCUACGGUUCAACAUAAGAAAUUGAUGAAGGAAAAACAAAUACCAAUUGAGGAAAAUGACGAUGAUUAUCGACCGUCAGAGGCUGAAGAUGGCAAUGAGACUGAAUCCUAUGAUUCGUUUGAGCAUGAGCAGUUAGAGAUACCAUCGAGAGCCCGUUCACAAUCUCAUCUUGAGGCAUUGACCCACGCAUCAGAAGAGGGGGAUACCUCUUCACGUCCUGAGGUGGCUAGCCAUCCGCCACCACCUCUCAAUGUGGAGCCUCAACUUGAGGUGACUGCUGGUAAUACUAUUGCUGCUAAGCGUGUUCGUGGCCCGACUCGAGACAAAGAGGUUCAAGGCCUUGUUGAUAGAGAUGGAAAGCUUAACCUGCCUAUCCCUCCAGAAUUUCGUGCACCGGUAGGGGACUAUGCCUCAAAACUAGCCUCAAAGAUUGGUGUAAAGGUGCGAACACGUUUACCGGAUCCAAGUGUUCGUAGGUGGAAGUAUGUUGAUGCCUCCGUUAAGGAGGCAAUGUUUUAACGC